This is a messenger RNA of Parastagonospora nodorum SN15, 240 nucleotides long. RefSeq lists its product as hypothetical. NCBI's taxonomy places the organism in Eukaryota, Fungi, Ascomycota, Dothideomycetes, Pleosporales, Phaeosphaeriaceae. The record is from RefSeq and is a predicted model, not a curated record. Bases 1 to 240 code for a protein of 79 amino acids. The transcript has 2 exons.
AUGGCGGACGAUCCUAGCGAUCACGCCAACGACAACGAGGCAAAGGCGUUUUUGAGGCCCAGUGGCCUUCGGUUCGCAGUCGAUACUGAUAUGAAGCGUCGCGGAGAAGAUAACACGACCGAGAUCUUGCUGGCCGAGCGUGGACUUUCUCGCAGACUUCCAGACAGCAUUUUGCAAAACUUUCAUCCUAAUGACUUGGGUGCAAGUUACCAAGUUCAAAUCACUGUUGCAGUUGAUUAG